This is a messenger RNA of Alternaria triticimaculans, 789 nucleotides long. RefSeq lists its product as uncharacterized. The record is from RefSeq and is a predicted model, not a curated record. The transcript has 3 exons. The coding region runs from base 1 to 789 and encodes 262 amino acids. NCBI's taxonomy places the organism in Eukaryota, Fungi, Ascomycota, Dothideomycetes, Pleosporales, Pleosporaceae.
AUGGACCCUAUCACCCGCUGGCACAUUGACCCCAAGUCUUCCACGAUCGAGUCGGGAAGCCAGAAGAUCUUAUCCCACAUCCCGACCACCGCCCCCAGUACGGCCGGCUCGAUGGCCAACUUCGUAGACCUAAUGCAUACCCACAUCACUCACCUAUACGAAAUGCCCGGCGACACCCUCUACUCCCGCUACACGAUAGCUUUCAAGAUCAUCCAAACGGCCGUCCGCUGGAAGUUCACCGGUACAACCUUUACACCGAACAACAUCCACGUUUCCGGCAUUUCACCUGCAGAGACCACGCGCCUUUUCCAGCCGCUGGAUACGCAGUUUAAGGGUAUACUGGAGGAAGGGUUGAUGAGGAAGGGGGUGUCUCAGAAAUACGUACCUCUCACCAUUAUCAAGGGCGCGGGCAAUGAGUACAUCCCCAUCCCCGAGGGCGAGAGCGCCAUCGUCGCAGACUUCCACUCCAUCCGCACCCAAACCACCGACUCCCCCACAUACCUGACCUCAGGCUUCUACCGCAUUAAAGCCGGCCCCACACGCAACAUCCCCACCUACGACUACGAGGAGACCAAGUACGUUCUCAACGGCCAAAUCGACGUAUUAGACGAGGCGACCGGCGUCACACACCACCUUGUUGCGGGCGACUUUGCUUUCUUCCACGUUGGCUCUAAGGCGCAGUUCUCGAGCAAAUCGGGUGGAACGGCUUUCUUUGCGGUUACUAGGCCGAUUAUCACGCAGCAUCCGGGGUUGAAGGGGAGGGAGGAGAAGGUGUUGAGUAAGUUGUAG